AUGGAAGGUCUCGCGCACCAUUUUAACCACACGCUGAGCUCCCUUGCGGACUCGCUCACGGGCCACCCCACGCCUGUGUCGAUGCUCUACAAGGGCGUGGAAUACGCCUCGCUGAGCACCGCGGAGCGCCUCUGGGUCCAGUGGUACCAGUACUGGGACAAUCCCGUUAUUGCCACUGGUGUCAUGUCUUUCCUACUCCAUGAGAUUGUGUACUUCGGUCGCUCCUUGCCGUGGUUCAUCAUCGACAUGAUGCCGUCGAUGCGCAGGUACAAGCUGCAGCCGGGCAAGGUUCCCACCCUCGCCGAGCAGUGGCGCUGCACCAAGCUUGUUCUCCUGUCCCACUUCACCGUUGAGCUGCCCCAGAUCUGGAGCUUCCACCCGAUCUGUGAAUACUUCGGCCUCACUACGCACGAGGUGCCGUUCCCGUCGUGGCUCAAGAUGGCGUGGCAGAUUGCUCUUUUCUUUGUUUUCGAGGAUACCUUCCACUACUGGGCACACCGCGCACUGCACUGGGGCCCGCUCUACAAGCACAUUCAUAAGCUGCACCACGAGUUCAGCGCGCCGUUCGGUCUCGCCGCCGAGUACGCCCACCCGCUGGAGGUGCUGAUCCUCGGCAUGGGCACGAUCGGCGGUCCCUUCCUUCUGUGCGCUUUCACCAAGGACCUGCACAUUGUCACCGUGUACCUGUGGAUCGUCCUGCGUCUCUUCCAGGCGGUCGACGCGCACUCGGGCUACGACUUCCCGAUCUCGAUGCACAACUGGAUGCCGCUCUGGGCAGGUGCGGAUCACCACGACUACCAUCACAUGGCCUUCCUUGGCUGCUACUCGACCUCGUUCCGCUGGUGGGACCACCUGAUGGGCACGGACCUCGGCUACAAGCGCCAGCGCGCCAAGGAGCGCAGGCUCCGUGAGGAGGCCCAUGCGAAGGGCGUGAACCUCAACGCGGCCGCCGUCAACGGCCCCAAGGCCACGGCUACCGCCCCGGAGUCCAAGGUCAAGGCGCAAUAG
This is a messenger RNA of Malassezia japonica, 1008 nucleotides long. It is a transcript of the gene ERG25, whose product is annotated as 4alpha-methylsterol monooxygenase. Gene Ontology annotation, biological process: ergosterol biosynthetic process. Gene Ontology annotation, cellular component: endoplasmic reticulum membrane. Bases 1 to 1008 code for a protein of 335 amino acids. The record is from RefSeq and is a predicted model, not a curated record. The transcript has 2 exons. Gene Ontology annotation, molecular function: C-4 methylsterol oxidase activity; iron ion binding. Lineage: Eukaryota; Fungi; Basidiomycota; Malasseziomycetes; Malasseziales; Malasseziaceae.